Molecule: messenger RNA, 765 nt
Organism: Paramuricea clavata
Lineage: Eukaryota; Metazoa; Cnidaria; Anthozoa; Malacalcyonacea; Plexauridae
Source: the annotation of a GenBank genome assembly
AUGGCUGCAAGAGUAGACCUUCCAUCGAUGCCACAGUUUGAUCCUCAUGUAGAUUACAGCAGUUUAGCGACACGAUGGGAACAGUGGCUUAAACGCUUUCACCUUUAUCUUCGAGCGGGAAAAAUCACCGAUAAAACACAACAACGAGCCCUUCUUCUAUACAUGGCUGGGCCCCAAGUACAAACAAUAUUUGAAACGCUAGCUAAUACUGGAGAUGACGAUGACUUCAAAACAGCGGUUGAAAAACUGACAGAAUAUUUCAUGCCGAAGAAAAACCUCGAGUAUGAGAUUUAUAUAUUUCGCCAAGCCCGACAAACGACUGACGAAACAUUGGAUCAGUACCACACGCGCCUUCGAAAGCUUGCUACAACAUGCGAGUUCACCGAUGCUGAUCGAGAAAUUAAAACACAAAUAAUACAAAGCUGCGUUUCUACGCGUCUUCGGAGAAAAGCGCUUCGUGCUUCAACGCUUACUCUGAGUGCCUUACUCGCUGAAGGUCGUUCCUUGGAAGUAAGUGAAAAACAAGCUAAAGGCAUCGAGAAAUCCCUCACAGCCAUCAAGAUCGACGAAAAACUCCCUACUGAAAUCGACGAUAGUGUGAAUGUCAUUCAACAUCAACAACGCCAACAACCGCCGUACGCUCGUCGGGAAACAGUGAAACGCAAGUGUUAUUAUUGCGGGUUAGAUUAUCCCCACAAGAACAAUAGCUGCCCAGCGUAUGGCAAAGAAUGCUCGUUUUGUCAUAAGAUGAAUCAUUUUGCAAAG